UCGCCGCCAGCCAGUUGAUAACCGACCUUUGCCGCGAACACGCAGGCUUACUCUAUGCUCACUUGGAACGCAUCAUAGAUUUCGUGACGCAUUCUAUUUACGAAUUCUUUAAAUACCUACCGGAUUUUUUUACUCUACGGAGUACUUAAGCAUUUGGAAUUUGAAUCUUUAAUGAUCAGGAACGAAUACGAAAGUGAAGGAAUUAUGAAGGACUCUGAACUUUUUUGGUGACUGUUUAUUUUUUAAAGUGUUAGUUUUUUUUUCUAUAAAUUUUAUCUAAAGCUCAGGAAUAAAUUUAGGAAGUGGAUUGAAAAAUUAAAGAUUAGUCUGAACGGGUCGACUCUCCCUCGUUGCUUCCAUAACAGGUGGACACCGGUUUACGAAGACAAUAUUCAAGUUAAUGGAAAAAGGUGAGGUGACAUUCAUUGGAAUAUGAUCGAGUUUCAUUCACAUAUCAUUAAAAAAUUAACAAUGACGGUGAAAAAAACAAAUCGUUCCGGUGGCCUCGCCGCAAUAGUGGCGAGACAGAAGCUCCACAAUGCUAACCAGCAGCUUGACAUCAUGGCCAUCACAAAACCUCUGCCGCAGCAGAACUACAACAUUAUUGUAGGCUUCAAUGAGAAAGAUCAACUACAACUGCUUAAUAAAGAGGAAACUAAUGAAGAUGAUAAACAAAAAUUAAUCAAAGACUACACUGAACUCAAAGCCAGCAAAUAUGAGAAUAUCUCCAUAGACGACAUAACGAAUUGUGCAAAUAUCGAGAGCUAUCCAAAUUGUGAGAAAACUCUAGUCUUUUACAUAACCAAAAAUCUUAAUAAAGAGGCGAUAGCUCUAAAAUUCGAAAACGAACAAGAUUUCAAAAGGAUAUACUUCACAUAUAAGUAUUUUAAAAUGCGAAAUCGCUUGACGAAAAACACAAAUAACUAUUCUACUGGCGAUAGUUUGUUUUCUAAGAAGAAAACGUACGAUUUGUUUAAAAAUAGAAAAAAUAGUGUUGAUGAUUACAGUCUAUACGAUAAAGGGCGGGCAAAUUUUGAUUUGAUGCAAACAACUGAUAAUGAUGGAGUAACUCAUAUAUCUGUACAACAUAAAGGACUAAAUUCUCGUUUCGAUCAACCCAUGAGUCUGAUUGGAAUAAGAAGUGACAUAGCUGAUGCUGGUGAAAUAGACAGUAUAAUAUACACUGACACAGAAAUUCCUACGAAACCCGAGAGGAAAAGACUGUUUCAUAAAAAGACAAAGGCGCCACCUCCUCCUUUGAUUAUGAAAGAAACUCAGCCCAAAGUACUUAAGGGUGAAUUUGUAAGAGUAAAUGUUGAUAGAUCACCAGAUGUGAUCCCAAGGGACAAUAGACUGAAUAAAAUACCAGAUAUUCUUAUGUUUAGAGAGAAUAAACCAAAAUGGAGUAGUCCAACCAGCAAUUUGUGGUCAGCGAGCAAUAAAGUGAUGGCUGGCUACGAGUCCGACCGCGAGGAGUGGAAGAGCAGUCGCUCUCAAUUUUCUACAACAGCCUUCGACAGCCUCGUGAGACCAACCAAAAUGGCUGUAGCGUUUACACUCAGGAAACCCCAAAAAUUGGAGCCAGUGCCACAGUAUUACCGAUUAUCCAGUGAACCGAAGCUUACGCCCAUAAGUUUUAGGCCAAACAACUUUAUCCAAAGACCACCGAGACUACCGCGGCCAGUUCCAGAGGUCAAGAGAAACCUGCUUAAUUCUGAUCACAGGAAAUUUACUUCUCUCCAAAACUUAGAAAUCCCUAAGAAGUUGAGUGAACCCAAGAAACAGAAUGAGGUCAAGAAGACGAAUUAUUCUAAUAUUUCCAACAGAAUUACGGGGUUGACGAAUAAACUGAGGGAUCUUGGAAAUCCGAGUAACACAAUCGGUAGAUUUAAGGCGCAAUCGCAUGGAGAUGUGGCGAACUUGAAGCCCGUAUUAAAGACUAAUGGGCAAGAUGGAGCAAAGCGAUCAGUUGUAAGGACUUGCAGUGCGGAACCACCAAAGAAAGUAACGUUUAGCGCCUUUGCUACAGUCCAAGUUGUUUAAGAACAGGUGAUAUCUAUACAAAUCAAGAUAUUUUCCAUUAAGGGUUUUCAUUCGAAGUGUUACGAAGUUGGAAUAUUCUAUUAAUUUUUAAAAACAAUUACACAAUUUUUAAUAUAUUGUUAAAAAUUGUUCAUUACUAUAACAUUGCUGCCAUCAAAUUAAAAUGAAAAUUUACAUUUUAAUUGCAAAACAGUAUUUGAAAACUGCAAAAGCAAAAUAUUAAAUAAUAAUAUUAAAAUAAUUUUUUUUUAGUAGAUUUACGUAUUACGUAACCUUAGUUUCAGAUCUUUUUCUCAAAUUAGAUUUAUUAAAAAUUACUAAAUUGUUUUUGAACAUUUGUCAAAUCAUUCCAAUACUAUGAUAAUCUUAAUUUGUCUAUGAUAAAAAGUAUGACAAUUUUAAUGAAAUUUAAAAUGUCUUCUCACUUCCCAAUUAAACAAUGUGUGAAUUCUAUUCUAUAUUACUAAUUACUUAUUUAAUUAUUAAUUGUUUUUUCCUAAUAUAAGUUUAUUAUUUCGAUGCGGACAGGCCGGGAUUUUUGUGUAAAUAAUUCAGUAUAAUUAUUUAAAUACGUUUCAAUUACGUACCUAGUGUAAAUUGUGUUUUAUUAUUAUUUCAUUUAAUAAUCAUGUUUGUAUUAAUAUUAUCAACUAUAAUUUUAUUUUACAGUCGCAUUUUUAAUAAUUUGAUUACUUGUAGUAAUAUUGUUUUUAAUGCUUAAUGUCGUUUAUAUAUUUAUGUAUAAUUAUCAUAUCAGAUAGUUUUAAAUAACUUAUUACGCACCUAUAAUAUUUAAUUUCGAAUAUUUAUUAGCGACGAGCCAAUUGCCAGAGUAAUUUGAAUUUCGAAUCAAUUUUCCGGUGGUGGUAAACACUGUUAAAAAUCUUAAUUAAUCAUUUAAUCCUAAAAAUGGCAAUAGAUCAAGUCUAAAUUCUAAUUUCCAACAACAAACAAUUCGAUAUAAAAUAUUUAUUACAUUACUUAAAUAGGUAUAUAUUUCGAUCCAAUUUAGGAUUUUUUUCUGAUAUGGCAAUACAGAUUAAGUAUACUCUGUUUCAAUAGAAUUUAAUAAAAAACUAAACAAGUUUUAUUGAAAUUACAUUACAUCUACAUGUAAUUAGUAAAAAUCGAAACGUCCUAUCAAUAACAUUAAUGAAUAAGCAGGUCUACUCUUCAAUCUAAUAUCGAUAUCAAUCCAAUCUAUUGUCAAUGAUAAUUUUGUGUUGCACUCAUGAAAUAACAAUUAGAAAUUAAUUCAGAAUUGGGAUCGGUUUGCAAUAGUUUGUAUUGGCAAGUUCUACUAAUAUACAUCUAUUAGAAUAGUAUGAAAUUAUGUCGCUAGUGUUGCAAUUCGAGAGUGCGAAACGUCUCAAUUCCAAUAUCGAUCUAUUGGAAUUUAUUUCAAGAGUAACCUCACAGGUCAAUUAUUCAUUUUAUUACAAUUAUUUUUAUUAAAUACUAUAGAAACAGAGUGUACCUCUUUGAUUUCUCGUGUAGGAUUAUAAUUGAAACUUAUCAACAUUAUCAAUUCUUCUUCAGGUGUUAGCAUCUAAUUUAUCCAAAAUAACAAUAUGUAAAAAGCAGUUAUAUUGUGAUUUAUAGAUUUAACAUCGGUUGGCAACGUUGUAAAUAUAUAUGUUUAAAUGUAGGUAAUAAUUAUAUAUAUAAACGUUAUUAAUAAUUGCCUAUAAAUAUUUUAAUACUUUGCAUUAUAUUGAUACUGAUCUGACAGACGCGCUUUUAAAAUUGGAACCAAGUACACUGACUUGUGAUUUAUUUUCCAAUGAAUUGAACAAUGUAUUUAAUGAAAUGCCACCAAUCUUAUAAGAAGAUUGCUGUCGGACAGUUUCAAAUGGAAAGAGAUACGUAACGAAAAUAUUUAUUAUACACAGAGUACCUAGUGUGAGUUUAACAGAGAUUUAAAUCACUAAUGCUUUAGCGUUUACAUAACUGCCCCUCUAGCGGACGGUUAAGGAAGUUCCGUUUGUCUUAAAAGCAUCUACACACACCUGAAAGUAACAAACCUGGUAGUAAAGUAAAUCUGUGGACAACUCACACUAGUAACUCAAAGUACUUAGUGUGAGUUAUAUAGAAACAUUACGAUACUAAAUAUACAUUGAAUAGAAUCCGAGUUUCUAAAAUAAUAAUGUGAUUGAAGUACAGCUAGGUAUUCAAUACAAAAUCGACGUGAACGCAAAUAAGACAAUAAAGUAAAACUUUAAACAACUCACACUAGAGAAUCUAAUAAUGAAAAAUAUUCAGAUAUUAUUUUAAGAUACUUUUAUAUUUUGUGUGACUUAUAUUUUGUAUAAAUUAAUGUCGUGUUUGUAAAUUUAGAUAUAGUUAACAAAAUUUGUUGAGUCGAUUAAUGAAUGAAUUUAUCUAUACGAUUUCUAGUCGACAUUUCACUUCGUUGUGCGUACUUGUUUAGUAAAUUAGAAAAAAAAACAAAUAGGCCUAUUUUAUAAAUUUAAAAUUAUUUCGUUACUAAUAAUUACUAUACUAGUGUUUAAUUGUAUCUAAUAAUUCCUAAUUUUAUUUGGACUGUUUUGUAACAAAAUUGUGUAAUUGGAAUAUUGUACGGCCUGGAGCCGUUAUAUUUUUAGAUAAAUUUCAAAAAAAGAAUGAUAAAGUUCUAAAUUUAAUUUGUAAAUGAUGUAGAUAAAAUGUAACUCGAAAGCAGUCAUAUAAUUUGUCAUAGAAAUAGUGAAUAAAUUAGAUAAACAGUCGAUAUUAUAAAUAGAAAUAAAAAUUUUGUUCUAUGAUUAUUUCGUUGUUAAUUGUAUCUUGUUUCUAAGAUUUGUUUGAAAAAUAAUAAACUGUUAGUUCUAA
This is a messenger RNA of Galleria mellonella (greater wax moth), 4875 nucleotides long. RefSeq lists its product as uncharacterized. Lineage: Eukaryota; Metazoa; Arthropoda; Insecta; Lepidoptera; Pyralidae. The transcript has 5 exons. The record is from RefSeq and is a predicted model, not a curated record. The coding region runs from base 433 to 2043 and encodes 536 amino acids.